Pleuronectes platessa (European plaice) is the source of this 3002-nucleotide messenger RNA. RefSeq names its product NLR family CARD domain-containing protein 3-like. Gene Ontology annotation, molecular function: protein binding. Lineage: Eukaryota; Metazoa; Chordata; Actinopteri; Pleuronectiformes; Pleuronectidae. The record is from RefSeq and is a predicted model, not a curated record. Bases 376 to 2883 code for a protein of 835 amino acids. The transcript is spliced from 8 exons.
GGAGCCUCCAGUGAAAGUGAAAGUGUUCAGACUCGUUCUCACUUCAAGGUACCUUGGAGCAGACGGAGGAGACGUGAAGUCUGAGGCUGUACCUGCAGAGAGGGGGAGGAGCCUCCAGUGAAAGUGUUCAGACUGGUUCUCACUUCAAGGAGCAGACGGAGGAGACGUGAAGUCUGAGGCUGGUGAGUGUUCAGCUACAUUUAUAUUAUUCAUUCAUAUUAUUUCACUGUCACUGACUCUGGGUCAGUUUUCUACUCAUGGACUUUAGAGAGAAGAAGAUUCAGGAUGAACUUCUGUCAGUAAAUCAACAGUUUGACUCGACGCUGUGAUUGGCUGAGUCCAACACAUUAAACCUUCAACUGUCUCAGACUGAAGAUGAGUGUUUAUGAGGAGGAAGAGGACAGAGCAGAGUCUCCAGGGUCCAGCUGUCUGUCUCUGAAGAGUGACUGGUCCAUGGAACCUCCUCCAGACUUCAGUAAUGAACCUGGACCCUCACCCACAGAGGAGAGGAAGAGGAGUCAUGUUUCUGAGGAGGAGCAGUCGUCCUGCUGUGCUUCGUGUCAGGACGUCCUGAAGGAUCCAGUCUCCACCAGCUGUGGACACUGGUUCUGCAGACAGUGCAUCACCUCAUACUGGGACCAGUCUGGUUCUUCAGGAGACUCCUCCUGUCCCCAGUGUGGACAAAGAUCCAGAACAGGAGCUGGAGGUCAGACAGCCGAUCGUGGUCUGCAGGAGGUUUCAGAUGAACAUAAGCUCAGUGUGAGGAGGAGAUGUGAACAUGUGACUGAAGGAAGUGAUGAAACAGGAAGUAGAACCCUCCUCAACAGGAUCUACACUGAGCUCUACAUCACAGAGGGACAGAGUGAAGAGGUUAAUACUCAACAUGAGGUGAGGCAGCUUGAGACGGCUUCCAAGAAGAAGAUCCUCCAGGACACUCCCAUCAAGGUCCACGACAUCUUUAAAGCCUCCACUGACCAGCAGAGCAGCAUCAGAGUCGUCCUGACCAACGGCGUCGCUGGCGUUGGAAAAACCUUCUCGGUGCAGAAGUUCACUCUGGACUGGGCAGAGGGUUUAGAGAACCAGGAUGUGGGUCUGCUGGCUGUGCUUUCGUUCAGGGAGCUGAACCUGGUGAAGGACCAGCAGCACAGUCUUCUCACGCUGCUCCAUGUUUUCCAUCCAGCGUUACAGAAGCUCACUGCAGAGACGCUCGCUGUCUGUAAACCUUUGUUCAUCUUUGACGGCCUGGAUGAAAGCAGACCUUCUCUGGACUUCAACCACAGGGAGCUUGUGUCUGAGGUCACACAGAGGUCAUCAGUCAACGUGCUGCUGACAAACCUCAUCCGGGGGAAUCUGCUUCCCUCGGCUCUCGUCUGGAUAACCUCCAGACCUGCGGCGGCCAAUCAGAUCCCUCCUGCAUGUGUUGACAGGGUCACAGAAGUACGAGGCUUCACUGAGGCCCAGAAGGACGAGUACUUCAGGAGGAGGUUCAGUGAUGAAGAGCUGUGCAGCAGAAUCAUCUCACACAUCAAGACGUCCAGGAGCCUCCACAUCAUGUGUCAAAUCCCAGUCUUCUGCUGGAUCAGUGCUACAGUUCUGGAGCACAUGUUGACCACAGACCAGAGAGGAGAGCUGCCCAAGACCCUGACUGACCUGUACUCACACUUCCUGCUGGUUCAGACAAAGAGGAAGAACAACAAGUACGGUGAGGGACAUGAGACGAGUCCACAGCAGCUGACGGAGGCUGACAGGGACGUUCUCCUGAAGCUGGGGAGGCUGGCACUUAAACAUCUGGAGGAAGGAAACAUCAUGUUCUACCAAGAAGACCUGGAGCGGUGUGGUCUUAAUGUCACAGAGGCCUCGGUGUACUCAGGAGUUUGUACUGAGAUCUUCAGAAGAGAGUGUGUGAUCUUCCAGAAAUCAGUCUACUGCUUUGUUCAUCUGAGCGUUCAGGAGUUUCUGGCUGCAGUCUACAUGUUCCACUGUUACACCGAGAGGAACACAGAAGAACUCAACAACUUCUUGGGAACAUAUGGGAACACAUGGGGUACCCUUGAUGAUGUCCUGAAGAGAACCAUGGAGAAAUCCCUCACCAGUACAAAUGGUCAUCAGGACCUGUUUGUUCGCUUCCUUCACGGCCUCAGUCUGGAGUCCAACCAGAGAGUCUUAGGAGGCCUGCUGGGUCGGACAGGGAACAAUCCAGAGAUCAUCCAGAGAGUCAUCAACAACCUGAAGAAGAUGAAGAGUGAUGACAUUUCUCCUGACAGAAGCAUCAACAUCUUCCACUGUCUGACUGAGAUGAACGACCACUCAGUUCAUCAGCAGAUGAAACAGUUCCUGACGUCAGAGAACAGAUCAAAGGAGAAACUCUCUGAGAUCCACUGCUCAGCUCUGGCCUACAUGCUGCAGAUGUCAGAGGAGGUUCUGGAUGAGUUGAACCUGGAGAAGUUCAACACAUCAGACCAGGGUCGACGGAGACUGAUCCCAGCUGUGAGGAACUGCAGGAAGGCUGUACUCGGUGGUUGUGGACUCUCAGAGACUCACUGUGAAGUCGUGGCCUCAGCUCUGAAGUCAGACCCCUCACAUCUGAGAGAACUGGAUCUGAGUUACAACAAGCUGCAGGAUUCAGGAGUGAAGCUGCUGUGUUCUGGACUGGAGAGUCCAAACUGUCGACUGGAGACUCUGAGGUUGUGGAGCUGCAGUCUGACAGAGAUCAGCUGUUCUUCUCUGGCUUCAGCUCUGAGGUCAAACCCCUCUCAUCUGAGAGAACUGGAUCUGAGACUAAACUACCUGCUGGACUCAGGAGUGAAGGAGCUGCUUGAUCUUCAGCAGAGUCCAACCUGUCGCCUGGAGACUCUGAGGUGGAGGGGAUCUUUGUGGAGCUGAGUGUGAAGAGGACAGUGUGAAGAGGACAGUGUGUGUGGACGGAGGCUGAGCUGUGUCCUGAGGAUCCAGAGGCUGAAGCAGCAGCAGCUUGUGUGUAGUCUCCAAUCUACACAACCCCU